This is a messenger RNA of Erigeron canadensis, 812 nucleotides long. Its product is annotated as transcription factor MUTE. Gene Ontology annotation, biological process: positive regulation of DNA-templated transcription; stomatal complex development; guard cell differentiation. The transcript has 3 exons. The record is from RefSeq and is a predicted model, not a curated record. Gene Ontology annotation, cellular component: nucleus. Gene Ontology annotation, molecular function: protein dimerization activity; DNA-binding transcription factor activity. NCBI's taxonomy places the organism in Eukaryota, Viridiplantae, Streptophyta, Magnoliopsida, Asterales, Asteraceae. The coding region runs from base 90 to 674 and encodes 194 amino acids.
AUGUGUGUGCUGUGUGUCUUUCGGCCGCAGUAUCAACUGACCUAAAUACAUAUUGAAGAAAAUUUAUGUAAGAAACUAGUGUUUGCAAAAUGUCUCAUAUAGCCGUGGAAAGAAAUAGGAGAAGGCAGAUGAAUGAACACCUCAAGGUCUUGCGAUCUAUGACCCCAUGCUUCUACAUUAAAAAGGGUGAUCAAGCAUCGAUCAUAGGAGGUGUAAUAGAAUUCAUCAAAGAAAUGCAAGUAGUUUUACAGUCGUUGGAAUCCAAGAAAAGACGUAGAAGCAUAAGUCCUAGUCCCGGUCCAAGCCCAAAGCCGAUAACAAUACAACCCAGUACCCCACAAUCCGAAAGAUCUAUCAUUGUACAUGAAAGUAUCAAAGAACUUGGAGCGUCUAGCAACUCGCCAAUCGCUGAUGUUGAAGCAAAAAUGUCUGGGUCAAACGUUGUCUUGAGGACCGUAUCACGAAAAAUUCGAGGACAAGUUGUGAAGAUAAUCAAUUUAUUGGAAAACCUCUCUUUUGAGAUCCUGCAUCUAAAUAUCAGCAGCAUGGAGGACACAGUCCUUUAUUCCUUUGUCAUUAAGAUAGGACUGGAAUGUCAGCUUAGUGUUGAAGAACUUGCUGUUGAAGUGCAAAAGAGCUUUUCUCUUAAUCAUAUAGCUCCAUCUAUAAAAUGAAAUGCAUGUGCUAAAGUAUAAGAAUCAUUACAUGUGUUUUUCGCGUUCUUAAGUUCAUAUUGGUGAUCCUAUAGUACUGCUAAUGUCUGUUUCCAAGCAUAAGUUGUAAGAGAUCAUAUAACAUUUUGUAUAUCUAUC